Danaus chrysippus (African queen) is the source of this 870-nucleotide messenger RNA. The record is from the annotation of a GenBank genome assembly. NCBI's taxonomy places the organism in Eukaryota, Metazoa, Arthropoda, Insecta, Lepidoptera, Nymphalidae.
AUGUCUGGAUACGCUGAUUACAUGUGUGCUAAAAAUAUUCUAAUGGCUCAUGCCAGCGUGUAUCAUUUGUAUAAUAAUGAAUUCCGUAAAGGUCAAGGUGGUCAGAUUGGUAUAGGUCUUAAUGGCAAAUGGUAUGAACCCCAAACAAAAGACGAUGUUGAAGCUGCAGAAAAUUUUAUACAAUUUGAGCUGGGAAUCUACGCCAAUCCAAUAUUUUCUGAAGCUGGAGAUUUCCCAUCAGCGGUAAAAGAAAGAAUAGCAGCUAGGAGUCAAGCUCAAGGAUUUUUAAGAUCUAGGCUGCCGGAACUCACUCCUGAAGAAGUUGCUUUUAUUAAAGGAAGUUCCGACUUCUUUGGUUUAAACCAUUACUCUACCGUCAUAACUAAUAAAACUAAAUCUAUACGUGAAGAUUCUAGUUCCCCACUUUAUAUCGAUGAUGUCGGACUAAACGUUGAGCAAUCGGAUCAUAUAAAGGUACCUUGGGGUUUAUAUAACAUGUUAAUAAAAAUACGAGACGAGUACAACAACCCUACAGUUGUUAUUGCUGAAAAUGGUUUUUCAACUGAAGGUGGUCUAAUUGACGAUGACCGCAUACAUUACUUCAGAACUCACAUUGAUGCUGUGCUCGAUGCUAUUGAUGAUGGAUGUGACGUCAGACUUUACACUGCUUGGAGUUUAAUGGACAACUUUGAAUGGACGCUUGGAUAUAAUGGACGUUUCGGACUGUACGAGGUGGACUACGAGAGUCCUGAACGCACCCGCACUCCUCGCAAGUCUGCUUACUUCUACAAAGAGAUGCUGCGCACACGGACAUUGGACUAUCAUUAUGAACCUGAUAUGAGCUUGGGAAUGAAUGUCGAUGAUAAUUAA